Parasteatoda tepidariorum (common house spider) is the source of this 1675-nucleotide messenger RNA. Its product is annotated as vitamin D 25-hydroxylase. Gene Ontology annotation, molecular function: heme binding; iron ion binding; oxidoreductase activity, acting on paired donors, with incorporation or reduction of molecular oxygen, reduced flavin or flavoprotein as one donor, and incorporation of one atom of oxygen. The record is from RefSeq and is a predicted model, not a curated record. Gene Ontology annotation, biological process: xenobiotic metabolic process. Gene Ontology annotation, cellular component: cytoplasm; intracellular membrane-bounded organelle. Lineage: Eukaryota; Metazoa; Arthropoda; Arachnida; Araneae; Theridiidae.
ACGAAUCAUAUUUUUAUACUAGAAUUUAGUUGAUUGCUUCCUGUGCGCCUUUUUGAAACGAAAAGAAGCAAAAAUGGUUUUCGAGGGCUUGAUGAAAUUUACUGAGAAAGGAAAUUUGACUUCUUUUCUAUUAUUCAUUUUAUUCAUAGGUAUUUCAUGGACUUUGAGCUUGAACUUUAUAAAAUGGAUUAAGCGUCGGAAAACUUUACCUCCGGGACCUAUCGGGCUACCAUGGGUGGGUUAUUUGCCAUUUUUAGGUUCAGAGCCCCACAAGACAUUAUGGGAGAUGAAAGAAAAGUAUGGAGAUAUAAUUGGCUUGAAAUUAGGUUCAAGGUUUACUGUUGUUUUAAAUGAAUAUUCUGUGGCUAAGGAAGUCAUAACCCAUCUAGGAGCCUUAGACAGACCACCGGAUCUUUUUAAUCAUAUACCUCUUCUUGGUUUUGGGGAUGCAAACGGUGAAAAAUGGAUCGAACAAAGAAGAUUUUGCUUAUCCGUUAGUCGUGAUCUUGGACUAGGAAGAAGUUCUUGGGAAGAUCUUGUUAUGGAAGAAGUACAUAGUUUUGCUGAUGAGAUUCAAAACUCAGGAGGGCGCCCAGUGAUUAUAUCUGAAACAUUGGCGCACUCUGUGACAUCAAACAUAAUCUCUCUUCUCAUUGGUCGCAAGCUUAACAAGAAAGAUGAAGCAAAUAAAAUCCAACUAUCUUUAGACUUCGCUGAUGUUGCCUUCACCUACAUGGGACCAUCUGAUCCAGCUACAGUAAUGCCAGGUUUGCGAAAGUUGCUAGAAGUAUCCAAGAUAUCUGGAUAUAGCAGAGCGGCAAAAAUUAUAAAAACAUUUGGAAAAUUUAUUAAGGAAGAAGUAUAUCGUCAUAAGAAAUCUGAAGAUCGGGAUGAUUUCAUAAACUCCUAUCUUAGUAAAUUGAAGAAACUAGAUAGCAAAGAGAGUAAUACUCAACAUUACUUUUCAGAAAAAAUGCUGGAAGGAAAUGUGACAGUUCUUUUCCUGGGGGCUAGUGACACCAUUACAAGUUCACUGGGUUGGCUUUUCAGACUAAUGGCUGACUAUAAAGAUAUUCAAGAUAAAGUUUAUAAAGAAAUCAUGGAUGUUAUUGGCAAAGAUGGUGCUGUUAAGUAUGAAGAGAGAGACAAAAUUCCUUACACCUUUGCAGUGCUAAUGGAGUCGCAGCGUUUCUCAAGCAUCGUGCCCCUGAGUACAACUAGAAAAGCUAAUCAAGAUAUUCCAAUUCGAGAUUACAUUAUCCCGAAAGGUGCAGAAAUAACAAUGAAUCUGUGGGGUCUGCAUCAUGAUCCAAAAUAUUGGAACGAGGUAGACAAAUUUAUUCCUGAACGAUUUUUAUCGAAUGAUGGAACAAAAUUGAUAAAACAGCCUGAAAGUUUCGCUCCUUUUUCAUAUGGAAGACGAAUGUGCCCGGGUGAAACAGUAGCCUGGAUGGAAAUAUUGUCCUAUUUUAGUCAUAUAGUGAGAAAUUAUGAAAUAUCUUUCCCGCCAGGAGUUAAGCCUGACUAUAGGAUCAUGACUGGCCUAGUUCAACGAUUAGUUCCUCAGCCAAUGUGUUUCAAAGAAAGAAGCUAAAACAAAAUAUUGAAUUGCAACAUCUUAUUUUUAGAUUCAACUGAUUGUCUAUAAUAAUAAAAUGAAGAGUUUGUGUGCGUC